GGAUAUCGGCUUUGUUUCGUUGCGCAGUUGAUGCAGAACUUGUACGAGAUCGAGGCGUUGGUGACGGCACUACCACCGGCCCUUAAGGCUCAAUCGUUGCACGGGUUCGCCCGUUGGGCUGUCCCGGCCCAGGAGAGCGGAGAAAUGUCAAUUCGGACGGCAGUCCACCGGCUAGUACAAAAUGGUCGCGUCAUACUGCGCUCAUUACGAAACAACGAGCGCUUCCACUCGAACGGAUACCCGAACAAGAAUCUCGACAAGAUACACGUUGUGCAGAGAGGUGAAUUUCGGAGCGGCGGCCUUCCUCGUCGGAACAGAGGCAAUGUGUGGAAUACGAGGGAACAACUCGGUUAUUUGGCAGCACACGCUCGCCGCAUCUUCGUUGACAACAUCUUGAAGCGAGUGACCAACAGUCUUGCGGCAGAUUUACGAAGGCGCACAGCGAGCAGACUCGUUUUUGGAGAUUCUGCACCAUUUUUUGCUUUUGUUGGCAUGUCGCUGGCAUCAGGCACAGGGAUAUUGACCAAGGAUGACGAGCUGGAAGGAGUGUGUUGGGAAAUCCGAGAAGCGGUCUCGAAAUCACGAUGGAAUAUGCCACAAAAUGAUGCGAAUUGUCAAAUUGUGCCAACCAAUGAGAAUGCCGUAGCUUUACAGGAUCUCGUGAUUGGUCCUAUUAUUGCUAAGGGUUGCUCCGCCGCCGUGUACGCAGCACGGCUCGUGAACCCGUGCGCGCGGGAUACAACGGAAAAUGAUGGUACAAUGAACGUCGACGUCGAGGCAACAGCAAAAGAUGCGAAUGCGUUUCCGCUAGCCAUAAAAAUGAUGUUCAAUUACGACGCGGAAUCCAACGCCGCGGCUAUUCUAAGGGCUAUGUACAAAGAGACGGUGCCGGCUAGGAAACAUUGCGAAAACGAUGAAUUGCCCGCUUGGCAACAUGGAUUAAUCGAAAAGAAGAUGACGCUACCACCCCAUCCGAAUAUCGUGGCGAUGUAUUACGUCUUUGCCGAUAGAAUACCGGUGCUACCUGGUUCCUGGAGAAUGUAUCCCGAUGCUUUACCAGCGAGAAUCAAUCCUAACGGAUCGGGCAGAAAUAUGAGCCUGUUUCUGGUGAUGAAAAGAUACGACCUGACACUGAAACAAUACAUGGCGAGUCGAGACGUCGAGACGCGAGUGUCGACAUUAUUAUUUGCCCAGCUUCUGGAAGCGAUAGCUCAUAUGAGCGCCAACGGCAUAGUUCAUCGAGACUUGAAAAGUGAUAACAUCUUGCUGGAUUUGUCGGAGGAGACUGACAAUUGCCCGUCCUUGGUUGUAACUGAUUUUGGCUGUUGUUUAGCCGAUAAAGAUCACGGACUGUAUCUGCCCUAUCACGUUCAGGACAUCGACAAAGGUGGCAACGUCGCGUUGAUGGCCCCAGAAGUGAUAACAGCGGAACCAGGUCCCUUUACGAGCAUUAAUUAUACCAAAGCCGAUCUCUGGACGGCAGGUACUAUAGCAUACGAGAUAUUCGGUACGCGAAAUCCAUUUCACGGCGAAAAGGGCGAGAGGAUCACUUUAAACAAUUACGAUUACACGGAGAACAUGCUUCCCGCGCUGCCGGACAACGUACCGCCGAUCAUUAGCGCAAUUAUAAAAAAUGCACUAUCGAGAAGCGUAUAUAAGCGGCUUGACGGCGAAUUGGCGGCGACCAUAAUGCAGGUGUAUCUGUGGGCGCCCAGUUCCUGGCUGAAAAGCAACGGACGGUUACCAUCGAGCAACGAGAUUAUGCAGUGGCUUUUAUGCUUGACCACAAAAGUUCUCUGCGAGAGACGAAACGAGAAAUUGUCUUGGUCGUAUGAAUCAUCCGUCCAUACGACACAGGUUCCAGUUACCGAUAUCGAAAGACACAAUGCGUACGAAUCGACGCCCUCGACACGUUCUUACGGAAGACGCACAAUGCCGGGGUAUCAAUUAAUAGCGAGUUUCCUUAGCAGGGUAACGCUCGUUAAUGUUAGAAACGCAUUAAAAUGGAUACAGCGUAACACAUAGCUGUGUGUGUGUGUGAAGAUCGUACAGUAUUACAAUAGAUGAAAUACGAGAUCGAAGUCUCGCGCACGGAAACUCGUGAAAUUCGGUGCACCGAGUACGCUUAAAAAUAAUACCGUCAACUCGACAAAUUUUAGAGAUGCCUUACAUUGAAAAUUUUGUUUUCUGUUAAAAUUUAUUGCUAUAUAUUAUUUUUAUAUUGAAUUUCUGGUACUUUAUAUUUUGAUACUUGAAGAAGCACAAAAGGGCAGAAAAGGAAAGAAUUUUGAGAUUGGUGUUGUAUAAAAAUAAAAUAUUUCUUUCUUAAAUUGGUGAUUUCAAAGAAGCGUUGCAUGCACAAGCCCUUUUGUGAUUCUAAUGCCUUAAUACAGAAGCGUGUAAUUUAAUUGUAAACUGUUUUAUUUUUGUGGAUUUAAUUUGUAUAUCGGUUAAUUUAUUUAGCGAGCGCGUUUACUACUAAAGAUACAAGAAUUGUAAACGUUAUGAUUGUAUUGUAUAUCUAAUAUAAAGAAACAAUGUAAUUUCGAGAUCCAAGUAUCCAAGUAUUUUGUCAAAACUUGAUUGCAUCUACUUCCGUCAAAAUCUUUAAGGAAUAAAUUCUACCUGAACUCUUAGUAGAAAAUCAGGUUCUAAAUACAAACUUUAAUGUAGAUACGUUGUUAACAAAUAUUUAACAAUGCGUAAAGUUGGAAAAAUAAAUAAGUGUAAAUAGUG
Messenger RNA from Ooceraea biroi (clonal raider ant), 2736 nucleotides. RefSeq names its product PTEN-induced putative kinase 1 (gene Pink1). Gene Ontology annotation, cellular component: mitochondrion. The record is from RefSeq and is a predicted model, not a curated record. Gene Ontology annotation, molecular function: protein serine/threonine kinase activity; ATP binding. Lineage: Eukaryota; Metazoa; Arthropoda; Insecta; Hymenoptera; Formicidae. Gene Ontology annotation, biological process: positive regulation of mitochondrial fission; regulation of apoptotic process; protein phosphorylation.